AUGGUCAAAGUUGUAAUUCUUGGUGCCUCUGGUGGAAUUGGUCAACCACUUUCACUUUUAUUGAAGUUAAAUGAGAAAGUCACGGACUUGGCUUUAUAUGAUAUCGUGAAUAGUCCUGGUGUUGCUGCUGAUUUAAGUCAUAUUAACACCCCAGCUAAAGUGACUGGUUAUCUUCCGCCUAAUGACGGCUUAAAAAAUGCUUUGACAGGUGCACAUACCAUCAUCAUUCCAGCUGGCAUUCCAAGAAAGCCUAACAUGACAAGAGAUGACUUAUUCAAGACCAAUGCAGGAAUUGUACGUGAUCUGGCUAUUGGGAUCUCCCAACACGCUCCUAACGCAUUCAUUCUGGUCAUAUCUAAUCCUGUGAAUUCUACCGUGCCAAUCGUUGCUGAAGUUCUCAAGAAACAUAAUGUAUUCAAUCCCAAAAAAUUAUUUGGUGUAACGACAUUAGAUGUUGUUCGUGCUUCUACUUUCGUCGGUGAAGUAACUGGACAUGAUUCACGUGAUAUUCGUGUUCCAGUUGUCGGUGGACAUAGUGGAAUUACUAUUAUUCCAUUACUCUCCAAAGCCUCCCCGCCACAUUCAUUCUCUCAAGCACAAAUUGAUGCGCUUACGAACAGAAUCCAAUAUGGCGGGGAUGAAGUAGUUAAAGCUAAGGAGGGAGCAGGUUCUGCAACCCUUUCUAUGGCUCAGGCUGGCGCUCGAUUUGCUAAUGCAAUCUUGAAUGCCUCGGUUAAAGGCGAGGCUGGAAUCAUUGAGCAAUCUUACGUCCAUCUUGACGCAGAUGAAGAUGGAGGCAAACAACUCAAACCUAAAAUUGAUGGUUUAGAUUAUUUCUCAUCGAGUGUUGAAUUAGGGAUAAAUGGCGUUACAAAAAUCCAUCAAUUAGAAGAUUUAACGCCACACGAGGAAUCAUUACUUAAAGCCGCAAUCCCAGAACUUCGUGGAAACAUCAACAAAGGCAUUGCAUUCAUCAGGGAAGACCCAAAACUGUAA
This is a messenger RNA of Ambispora leptoticha, 996 nucleotides long. The record is from the annotation of a GenBank genome assembly. Lineage: Eukaryota; Fungi; Glomeromycota; Glomeromycetes; Archaeosporales; Ambisporaceae.